Messenger RNA from Symbiodinium necroappetens, 955 nucleotides. The record is from the annotation of a GenBank genome assembly. NCBI's taxonomy places the organism in Eukaryota, Dinophyceae, Suessiales, Symbiodiniaceae.
AUGUAUGUGGCGUGCUUCCACCCCGAUAACGCAGACACUGGGCCGUUCGUGGAUGCUGUCCCUGUCAUGACCAAAGAAGUGGAUCUAAUGCUCCGUUUUCACAAGCAGCGUCUUCUGGAGCUGCGGGGUGGUGCUGCACCGAAGCCUAGUGCCGAGAAGAACUAUUUGCUGUUCAUGUUUCUGCACGCGUACGGCAAGAAGUGGAUGCAAAGAGGUCGCUCUCUGAAGCUCGACAAUCUGCCACAUCCCAUGGAGACAAGCCGAACGCAACACUGGCAGAAUUUGGCGGUGGAAGUCGCAUUGGAAAUGCAGUUCAAGUGUUUGAAGCGCGCGACUGAAGUGACUGCAGCAGGUGAAACAGAGACAGCGACGUCUUUGCUGGAUAUUGCAGGGGGGGCUGAUUCGCAGGAAGACCUCGUCCGUGAACUGGAAGAACAAGUGAUGCGUCCAGCCGCUGCAGAUUCAGAUGCGCAGCCGGGCGGCCUCGCAUUGAUUCCUGUGCCUCUCGCUCCUGCACCAGAUGCGGCAUUGCGAGAAGACGAUCCGUUUGCAGUCUGCAAGAAACGUCGGCUCAUGCCCGGAGCGAAGGAGUCGGACACCAGGUUCAACGCACUGUUCGCCAGCACAGACGACUGCUAUCAGGCCUCCUUGGCCACCGUUCCUGCACCGUUUCCUGGAGAGGCCCGUGGCACGAUUAGGCAGCAGAUUCUCCAGAACUUGGAGUAUGCGCGCACUAGGUACCCUGGCUGGUCAGACAACCUGACUCGUCUCGGUGCUGCAGCCGUUUGUGUGUAUCGGACGCGUUACACCGACCUCUUCAUGACAGACUACGUGGCCUUGCUGUGGGUGAUCGAAGGCGAACGCUUCCUCCGAGCUCACAACGGGCGCUGCUACUUGUACCACAACCAUGGAGCCUUCGAGGUCUGGAGCGGCGUUCCAGCAGAGUCCACCUUCA